GGUGAAAUUUGCAGACAGUCGUCGUCGGACAUGUUGUUGACUGAGUUUUUUUUGUAUGGAGGAGGAGGGCAGCAGGCAGGAAGAGAGAAUGUCAAAAAGCAGCACAUCUGCUGCACAAACUCGUUAUUCUCGCCUACUUGCCUGUACAUAGAUGGUUUUACACGACGGUGCCUUAAUAAUCCGCAUCAAACUCUAAGCAUUAGCCUACCUGCAGCUAUGUCAGUAGAAAACUCUACGGAUGAAGCCAUGGACCCACAGGACCCGGCUCCAAAUCCGACUUCUAAGUCUCCAGAGCUAAACUCGCAGCCGCCUGAGGGACCAGCUGUAGAAGCGUCUGCAGAUCCUGCUCCAGCCCCCGCGCCUCCACCGGCUGCAAACUCGGCCUACAAGAUCAUGACCUUCAGACCAACCAUGGAGGAAUUCCAGGACUUUGAGAAGUAUAUUACAUACAUGGAGUCCCAAGGAGCUCACCGCACCGGCUUGGCCAAGGUUAUUCCUCCUAAAGAGUGGAAGCCCAGACGAUCCUAUGAGACGAUCGAGGAGAUGGUCAUUCCAGCCCCCAUCAUGCAGGUGGUCACUGGCCAGUCUGGUCUUUUCACCCAGUACAACAUCCAGAAGAAAUCCAUGACAGUUGGAGAAUACAGAAAACUGGCCAACAGCAAAAAGUACUGCACUCCUCAGCACAAAGACUUUGAUGACCUCGAGAGAAAAUACUGGAAAAAUCUGACGUUCGUGUCUCCGAUCUACGGUGCAGAUAUCAGUGGAUCCCUCUAUGAUCCGGACAUUACGGAGUGGAAUAUUGGUCAUCUGAACACACUCCUCGACAUGGUAGAGCAGGAGUGUGGCAUCAUCAUCGAGGGUGUAAACACACCCUAUCUGUAUUUCGGCAUGUGGAAGACCACCUUCGCCUGGCACACGGAGGACAUGGACCUCUACAGCGUCAACUACCUUCACUUCGGCCAGCCAAAGUCCUGGUAUGCCAUCCCUCCUGAACACGGAAAGAGGCUGGAAAGACUCGCGCAAGGGUUUUUCCCAGGCAGCUCUCAGGGCUGUGAUGCUUUUCUUCGUCACAAGAUGACCCUCAUCUCUCCCUCCAUUCUGAAGAAGUACAGCAUCCCCUUCGACAGGAUCACUCAGGAGGCGGGCGAGUUCAUGAUCACGUUCCCGUACGGCUACCACGCCGGCUUCAACCAUGGCUUCAACUGCGCAGAGUCCACUAACUUCGCCACACUGCGCUGGAUCGACUACGGAAAAAUGGCCACACAGUGCACGUGUCGCAAGGACAUGGUGAAGAUCUCUAUGGAUGUUUUCGUUCGCUGCCUGCAGCCUGACCGCUACGAGCUGUGGAAGCAGGGAAAGGACGCGACGGUGCUGGACCACCAGAAGCCCACCAAUCUCACCAGCCCUGAACUGGAGCACUGGAGGAAGAACCGGGUCACCUUCAGAGAGAAAAUGCUCCGCAGAGCUCAGCAGAAAGUGAAGCAGCUGCGCAGGCUGAAGCUGGAGGAGCUGAAGGUGCUGGCCGAGGAGGGCGUCGAGCUGGACGUGGCUGACUAUCAGCGGCGUGUGGAGGAGAAGGAGGCGCAGAGGAGGCAGCAGAGGGAGGAGAAGAUGGCCAGGGAGGCGAUGAAGACUCUGGAGGCUCUGGAGAGAGAGGAGCAGGAGGCAGCGUUGCGAGGAGAGGCUGAUGCCCAGCAGCUUAGCCAGGUGGAUGUAAAGAAAGAAGAAGAAAAGGAUGGAGAGAAGGAUGGAGAGAAGGAAGAAAAGAAGAAGAAAAAGAAGAAGAAGCCGCUGCCACCUGAGCAGGUGACUUUCCAGCAAGCCUUCGAGCAGUUUGCUGCGUCCAGGGCGGUCGAGGGACAGAAUAACGGAAACGCGGUCUCAGAUCCAGGCCUACAGACUAACUCAUUCCCGAAGAUGAAGAUGAAGGUGGAGGUGAAAAAGAGUCGCAGGCAUCCGUUUAGCAAACCGCCCACGCGCACCCCGCUCUUCAUCGUCAAACAGGAGGCAUCCAGCGAUGAGGAACUGUACUCAGGGCUGCCAGUCGGGGGCGGUGUGGAGCAGGAAGCAAAGAAGCCAGAGGAGGGACUUCUGUGGCAGAAUCGCUCGCCCAACUUCUUGGCAGAGAAGCAGUUCAAUGCUGCCUUGGCGACCAUCGAGCCUCACUGCGCCGUCUGCAUGCUGUUCUGUCCAUACUCGCAGCCUCAUAAGGACCCCCCAGCUGGCACAGUGUCUCUGUGUGGAACUCGGACCCGGCCACUGGUUCCUGAGAUGUGCUUUAGCGCUGGAGCGGAGAACACCGAGCCGCUGCCCUCCAGCGCCCGCAUCGGAGAGGACGGCACCAGCGUGCUGCUGGCCUGCACCAGCUGCAACCUGCAGGUCCAUGCCAGUUGCUAUGGCGUCAAGCCAGACACUAAGCAGGAGGGUUGGAUGUGUUCUCGGUGUACUGCAGUGGCCUGGACAGCGGCCUGCUGUUUGUGUAACCUCAGAGGAGGUGCGCUGAAGAUGACGACGGACGACAGGUGGGUGCACGUGAUUUGCGCCAUCGCUGUGGCUGAGGCACGAUUCGUUAACGCCGUGGAGAGAGAACCUGUGGAUGUGAUGGCCAUCCCAGAUACCAGGAAGAGUCUAAAGUGCAUCUACUGCCACAAGACCACAAAGCAGAUCUGCGGAGCGUGUAUCCAGUGUUCGUAUGAGAACUGCUCCACCUCCUUCCACGUCACCUGUGCCCACCUGGCCGGAGUGGUCAUGAAGCCUGCUGAUUGGCCGUAUGUGGUGUCCGUCACGUGUCACAAGCACAGGCAGAUCAUUCCGAAGGUGAAGGUGGGCCCACGAGACCUCUCUCUGGGACAGGAGGCCAUCGGCCGGAACAGCGACGGCUGGUUUUAUCGCUGCACCAUCAUCGGAGUCGCCUCGCAGACCUUCUACGAGGUCAACUUCGACGAUGGCUCGUACUGCGACAACAUCUACCCUGAGAAUGUACUGAGUCAUGACUGUUUGCGUAACGGUCCUCCUGAGCUGGGCGAGUUGGUAGUUGUAAACACGAUAGACGGGCGUGUUCUCAACGCUUCCUUCGUCAAGGAGCACGUGCACCGAUUUUAUCAGGUGGAGUUUCAGGAUGAGUCUCAGCUGUUGCUGAAGCAGAGUGAGAUUCACUCUCUGAACCAGGAGCUGCCCAAGAGAGUGAUGACCCGUCUGGCGUCGGUGAACACUCAGGACCCUCAGGCUCAAACUCCUGACGGGCCUCAGGCUGCAAAGCGUCCAAGGCUGCCCACUCCGCCCCCCACGGCCACUACAGAGUCGCUGCAAUCCCCCAUCUCCUCCUAUUCAGGCCUCAGUAUUACCCCCGGCAUCAGCACCAGCACUUCUGCCUCUUCUGACCCCAUGGCUACCCCUCCUGGCCCCAUGGCUACCCCUUCUGACCCCAUGGUUGCCACUGUAGCUGUCCCUCCUGCCCCUCAGGCUGAGGCUGGCGAGCGCUACACACACAGCUCCAGCUACAUCGCCUACAUGGAGUCUCUCCUCAACUCGGACUUUCCCCCAGACGAGGGCGAGCGCGGGCCGGAGCCCAUGUUUUAGCUCCGACGCUCCGCUGGCUCUGCUGGCCGUUCCUCCACAUAUAAAGACUCUGAGGACGUCCCAUUACUGCAUGUAUUCUCUUUCUCUAGCUCUCUUUCGUUUCCUUGCUAUUUUACUCUCUUCCUAGCCGUCACAAAGCCGCACAGCCAGCACGGGAGUGUAUUUCACGAAGCGUUGCUCAGGUGACCAGAUAACUUCAAAUUAAAGCCUGUAAGAGGAGAAAAAAAAUACUGAUAUACCUGCAUUUUACAGUUGCGAUUCGCCUAGUAAUGCAUCAAAAUCAGUAAUAUGGCAAAUUUAAAAAGGUUUUCCUGCAUAAUAAUCCUGCACAAAUCCAGAGCUGGUCAGUAUCAUCACAAAAAAGAGCAUUGUGAUUGGUUAGAGGCUCAUUUGCAUAUUCUUCUGCAAUGUAAGUAUUGCAAAAACAAAUUGUGAUUAACUUAUUAUUCUAAUUAUUGUAAUUUUUGGCUCAGGUGGUCCAGCUAUCUGAGAGGUCUUGCUUUGUGAGAUACCCCUGAGGUGGAGGUGUACGUUUCGGCUCUCUGGGGCCGCUUCUCCCCGCUCGCCCCUCAUGCUUUAAGACUCCUUGCUCUCCUCUCUGAUCCCUCCUUCUUUUUAUCCUCCUCACUGAGGGAAAAAAAAAAACACACCUUUUUUU
Molecule: messenger RNA, 4237 nt
Organism: Colossoma macropomum (tambaqui)
Lineage: Eukaryota; Metazoa; Chordata; Actinopteri; Characiformes; Serrasalmidae
Gene: kdm4b
Product: lysine (K)-specific demethylase 4B
Exons: 22
Coding region: 31-3579 (1182 amino acids)
Biological process (GO): chromatin remodeling
Cellular component (GO): nucleus
Molecular function (GO): histone H3K9 demethylase activity
Source: RefSeq, a predicted model, not a curated record